Molecule: messenger RNA, 357 nt
Organism: Cicer arietinum (chickpea)
Lineage: Eukaryota; Viridiplantae; Streptophyta; Magnoliopsida; Fabales; Fabaceae
Product: cysteine proteinase inhibitor A-like
Molecular function (GO): cysteine-type endopeptidase inhibitor activity
Source: RefSeq, a predicted model, not a curated record
AUGAGACUCCAAAUUCAAUCGCUUGUUCUUCUCUUACUUGUUCUCUUGACCUCUACGGCGGCAAGGGAUCUAACUGUCCUAGGCCAUAUUUGGAUACCGAUCAACGACGUCAACAACCCAUAUGUGAUAGAUUUAGCCAAUUUCGCUGUUAACGAGGACGAUAGGCUAACUGGGGUGAUGCUUCAAUUCGAGAAGGUCAUCAAAGCUGAAUACCAAAUCGAAGUGAUCAACUACAUGUACCAUCUCGUCCUUUCCGCCAAUAACACUUCCAUUUCUAACAAAUAUGAAGCCCUCGUGUCGGUUAAUAAAUGGGAUAACUUCAGGAACCUUACUUCUUUUCGUGCUUUACGUGAUUAA